AUGGGUGUGUGCAGCAGAAGUGGUGUUCUCACAUCAGCCUUCUCAUUUGGUUUGCCAUUAAUGAUAUUAUCGUAUGGCUUUGGUCACAUGAGUGGUGCUUAUUUCAAUCCAUCAGUCACACUCGGUGCAGUUUUGGCCGGUGAAAUUCUGCCGAUAAUGGCAAUGUUAUAUUUUAUUAUGCAAAUAAUGGGCGGCAUUGCUGCGGGCGGUAUUUUAAAAGUUAUACUUCGACAACGUGCUUAUGGUCUGUGUCAGGGUGGUGCAACAUUGCUCGCUAAAUAUGCACCGUUCAAUAAUACCAGUGGCGCUGCUGGUAUUCCCCACCAUUACCCUGAUGAGAGUGUUGUUUGGUGGGAGGGUCUACUAAUCGAAAUGAUUGUCACAUUUGUGUUUGUCACCAUAUUCAUCAUGGUUGCGGUCGAUCUCAAAGCGAAAACUGGCCUCGCACCCUUAAUUGUCGGCUUCACAUUUGUUGCCUGCAUGGUGUCGUCUGACAGUUUGAAUCCGGCAAGAAGUUUGGGUCCAGCAAUUUUUGCAAAUCAAUGGGAUAAUCAUUAUGUUUUUUGGAUAGGACCAAUUCUUGGCGCUGUUUUGGCAGGAGCGGGAUACCGGGGUUUUAGUCAAGGAUAUGAAAAAUGA
Molecule: messenger RNA, 639 nt
Organism: Didymodactylos carnosus
Lineage: Eukaryota; Metazoa; Rotifera; Eurotatoria; Philodinida; Philodinidae
Source: the annotation of a GenBank genome assembly